Molecule: messenger RNA, 638 nt
Organism: Cuscuta campestris
Lineage: Eukaryota; Viridiplantae; Streptophyta; Magnoliopsida; Solanales; Convolvulaceae
Source: the annotation of a GenBank genome assembly
GAAGAAGUGGGCGAUAGGCACUUGACUUCAUUAGUUAAUUAGGGGGUCUAAUAAUAAUAAUAAUAUUAUUAUUAUUAUUAUUACUCCAUUAUAUUAAUAAUAAUGAGCACCAAUAAAGAUAAAGAUAAUAAUAAUGGAGAGCUGAACGAGAGACUGCUGUCGGAGUCCAAACAGGCCACCGCGGCGGCGGCGGGGGGCGGAGAAAUAAUAAGCUCGGAGCUGGAAGAGGCGCUGUCGGACCGGAGUUUUUCGAAACUCGGGCGACUGCGGAGGGCCGCCGGGGUGGAGCUUGGCAACCUGUUCCGGCUGGCGGCUCCGGCGAUCGUGGUGUACUUGCUGAACAAUGUGACGUCGAUGUCGACGCAGAUAUUCUGUGGGCAUUUGGGUAAUCUCCAACUCGCCGCCGUCUCCCUGGGCAACAGUGGCAUUCAACUCUUGGCCUAUGGUGUCAUGGUAUAAAAUAAAAAAAUAAAAUUUUUAUACUCAUAGUAAAAAAAUUAUAUUCCCUUCGUUCUCAAAAACACUUUCUCUUUCAACAAAACACUUCCACUUUCUAUUAAAAAACCACUUUUACCCUUACUUUUUCAUACCCUACCUAUCACAUCAUAUUUUUUCUCUAAUAAUCUAUCUAUCACAUC